Molecule: messenger RNA, 2535 nt
Organism: Symbiodinium sp. CCMP2592
Lineage: Eukaryota; Dinophyceae; Suessiales; Symbiodiniaceae
Source: the annotation of a GenBank genome assembly
AUGAGUGAUCACAAUCAACCAACACAUAAGACGGGCAGACUCACCCCGCCGCGUUCCAAGAGAUCAAAGUCAAUCGAUCAGCUCCCAUCAGAGAUCAAGCCUCCAAAGGACGCUGAUGAGGUUCUCGGCGCCAUCGAAGGUGUCGAGAAACAACUCGAAUCUCUCCGUACUGCCCACGAAGAGCAUCGCCGUGUGACCGCCGAACUCGCCGCACGCCGCGCUCAGAUCGAAGAAGCCGCGGACUUUGUCGAAGCACGCGAAUCAGAACUCGCAACGCUCGAGGUCGAACUGGCGCAGAUGCGUGAAGAGCUCGAAGAGCGUGAAUCAGAAAUCGUUCAGCGUGCAUCAGGUCUCGAACAGCGUGAAUCACAGCUCGCACAACACGCAGAGAAGAUCGAAGAACUCGAAGCGGUCGUGCAGGACAAAUCAGACCAAAUCGAUCAACGCGUCGAAGAACUCGAUAAGCAGCUCGAAGGAAUCUCCAUCCGCAAGGACGAACUCGCAAAGCUUGAGGAGCAAGCACGUGAGCGUAUCGAGAAGGACAACGAGCUCGAAGCAAAGCUCACCCAAGUCUCCGAGGACCUCGCGAAGACCAAAGCAACACUCGGCGGACGCGAGAUCGAGCUCAAGGAUCGUGCUAAAGCCGUGGAAGAACUCUCGAUCCAAGUCGGAUUGCUCGAACAACAACUCAACGAGCAAUCCGAAAAGGCGCACGCCGAUGAGGAAUCAUCGCUCAAGCUUGUCGAAGAGAUGCAAUCCCAGCUCGACGAAGCGGAAUCAAAGAUCGCUCAGCACGAAGAAGCGAUGCAGCGUGCGUUGGACCGCGUAGAUGAACUCGAAUCCUCGGCUCAGAAGCAAUCCAAACAACUCGAAGAAGCGACCAAAACCAUCGCCGAGUUCGGUUCAAUCGAGCAGUCGCAAGCCGAGUCAAUCGCAAAGAUCGAAGAACUCAAGGCGCAACUCGAUCAAGCGCCAACGAGUGAGCAGAUCACAAAACUCCAGUCUGAACUUGAAAAAACAUCAAGCAAGUAUGAAUCUGCUCAAUCCGAAGUCGCUUCGCUGAAAGAUCAGCUCGAAGCUUCGCCGACCGAUGAGCAGAUCCAGCAGCUCCAGACUGAGUUGGAAUCCGCAACCAGCAAGCAUGAGUCCGCACUCGCAGAGGUUGCAUCACUCAAGGACCAGCUCAAUGUGAUCGGCGAGUCCGCAACCCAGGACAUCGAACAAUCCAGCGCCAAGAUCGAUGAACUGACCCAAGCGUUGAAAGAUGCGAACGCGAAGCUCGAGCAAACUCAGCAGGAUCACGAGCAAAUCCAAUCGCAGCUCAAAGCCAAACUCGAGGAAGCACUCACCUCCAGCCAACAGCUCGAGAGCUCUACCGGUGCUCACCAAGCAACCAUCGACGAGCUCAAGCUGCAAAUCGAGAAGCGCGAUGACCAGAUCGAGACAAUCCGCUCCAAAUACGACGAGCUCAGCAAUCAGCUGCUCGAAGCCGAGGAGUCCUCUGAGAAACAAACAGCCGAUGCGCAAGAAGCAAACAAACAAAUCGAGCGUCUCGGCGAGCUGCUCGAUGCCGCGGCUCAGCGCGAGCAGGAACUGCUCACAAAGAUCGAGGAACUCCAGGAGCAGAUGAACUCCGCCGCAAGCGAGUCCGCAUCACGAACCGAUGAAUGGGCACAGGUUCGUCGCGAGCGAUUGGACAAAGUGAAGUCGAUCCUGCGUCAGCAGUCCGACAAGGUCCGCCGCGCCACUGAAGCACUCCGCGAUCGCUAUGACCAGUGCGAGAAAGUGCUUCUCAAGCGAUCCGAGCUCGUCGAAGCGUACCAAGCAGUCGCGGAUGCACAGGCAAAGCUCGCCAAGCGUGAAGCUCGAUCUGGCACUCUGCUCGGACUCUCUGGUCUCGGAUUGCUCCUGAUGAUGAUCGCCGGGAUCAGCUGGUUCGUCGCCGGACAAGUACAACCAGGUCAAUACGCAGCGACCGUUACUGUCGCAGCCAACGCCGGAGAGCGAGCACUCACUUCCGACGACCUCGCUUCUUGGCAGGGUUACAUCGAGCAAAUGGUCAGCGAUCCUCAGUUCAUCGAGCAAGCCGCCUCACGCAUGAAGCGCCGCGGGAUCGAUUCGCUUUCGGUCGCUGGAACCCUCAGCGCCCAUAUGCAAGAUUCGCUCGAUAUCACCAGCUCCGAGCCAGGCACGAUCACCAUGGAAUACCGAGGUGAUGGUUCCGCUCGCACACAGCGUGUGCUCGAUACCUUCGCGAUGACCGUGACCAGUCAAGCAAACUCGGCGCGUGCACGCCGGAUCGACGGAGCGUUGACCACCAUCGAAGCACAAGCACAAGUGGGGGAUUCACCGCUCGACACCAGCCGCAUCGAAACCGCAGGGAUGAUCUUCGGCGGCUCAUCCUUCGCGACAUUCCUCUUCGGAGGCAUCUUCUGGAGACGACUCGCGAAGAUGAAAGCAAACUUCGAACGCGAUUCACGCGUCGAACCACUCUUCGAUGAAGAGUCCUGGGAAGUCGAAGGUCAAGACCUCUAA